This is a messenger RNA of Manacus vitellinus (golden-collared manakin), 357 nucleotides long. Its product is annotated as scale keratin-like. The transcript has a single exon. NCBI's taxonomy places the organism in Eukaryota, Metazoa, Chordata, Aves, Passeriformes, Pipridae. Gene Ontology annotation, molecular function: structural constituent of cytoskeleton. Gene Ontology annotation, cellular component: intermediate filament. The record is from RefSeq and is a predicted model, not a curated record. The coding region runs from base 1 to 357 and encodes 118 amino acids.
AUGUCCUUCUGCAGCCAGCUGAGCUCCCGCUGCUCCCUGCCCUGCCCGCUGACGUGUCCCCAGCCCGUGGCCGACGCCUGGAGCCAGCCCUGUGUCACCUCGUGCGGGGACUCGCGGGCCGUGCUCUACCCCCCUCCCGUGUCCAUCGUCUUCCCGGGCCCCAUCCUGAGCUCCUGCCCCCAGGAGAGCGUGGUGGGCACCUCCCUGCCCGUGGGGCCGGCGGGUUCCUUCGGCUGGGGGAGCUCUGGGGGUGCUCAGAGCUCCUGGGGAUCCGGCGCUUCCCUGUCCGGCCGAUAUUCCUACCCCUGCUAUUCCCGCUAUUCCUCCUACCGUGCCGGGAGCUGCAGGCCCUGCUGA